CCUCCCCCAGCCAGACUAGUUCAACAGGUUUGCAGGCGCUCGGGCCGGGCCUCGCGGGUUGGGGCAGGAGGCUGUCACUUGCCUUCGGCCCUCCCCUUCCCUCCCCGGCCCGCACGCCGGCGCCGACCAAUCGCGGCCGCCCGGACGUGUCCAGGUUGGCGGCCCCGCGGCUCCGGGCCGGCCUGGAUGCGCUGAGCGGCCGGGAGCGCGCGAGGAGGGCGCACGGAGGGCGCAGGGAAAGGCGCGGCUCGCGGGGCCUGCGCCCGGGACGCUGGGAGCCGCGAGGGGACGUCUGAAGGUGCCCUCCACCCGCGGCCCCGAUGACCGAACUACAGCAAGAUGUGGAAGACGCAAAGCCUGCCAAAGUGCUCGCGAAGAGAGACAGCAAAGUUGGCUCAGCCCACUCAGAGGCUGAGAAUGGUUUGGAGGAGAAAAAGAAGAUCUGCAGGUCGCCAACAGCCCAGUCCCCUACCCCGUCCUGCGAGGCUGAGUCCCCAGACCAGAAGAGAAUCAUUUCCUUGCGGUCAAAAUCCAGUUUUGAUGGUGCCUCUUUAGCAAGUGAUAAGAACGACUGUAAAACAGAAAGCAAAAAUGAAUCUAAGGUGGACAGGAAGAAGUCUUCGUCUUCCAGCCAGUAUAAGGCAAACAUGCACUUCCACAAGCUGUUUCUUGAUGUCCCAACUGAAGAACCAUUGAGGCAGAGUUUUACGUGUGCUCUACAGAAAGAGAUAUUAUACCAGGGGAAGCUCUUCGUAUCAGAAAACUGGAUUUGUUUUCAUUCCAAGGUGUUCGGAAAAGACACUAAGAUCUCUAUUCCGGCUUUCUCCGUCACCCUAAUAAAGAAAACCAAAACUGCCCUUCUGGUGCCAAAUGCCCUGAUUAUAGCGACAGUCACAGACCGGUACAUAUUUGUCUCCUUACUCUCCAGAGAUUCCACUUACAAACUACUAAAAUCUGUGUGUGGACACUUAGAAAAUACAAGUGUUGGGAACAGUCCCAACCCGUCUUCUCUUGAGAACAGUUUCCGGGCAGACCGCCCUUCAUCUCUGCCUCUGGAUUUCAACGAUGAAUUCUCAGAUCUGGAUGGAGUAGUUCGACAAAGAAGGCAAGACAUGGAAGGAUACAGCAGUUCUGGUUCCCAGACUCCUGAAUCCGAGAACUCUCGAGAUUUCCAUGUGACAGAAUCCCAGACAGUUCUGAAUGUCUCCAAGGGAGAAACAAAACCAACUCGGGCAGAUGCCCAUGUGAAUAGAGUGCCUGAAGGAAAAGCCAAGAGUCUCCCUACACAUGGUCAGUCAGAAACCAUUGGAAUCUUACACAAAGUAAAGCCUCAGACAUGUACGACUCUCCACCACAUUCUUAUUUUUUACGCAAUCGUUGUCUGUGCACUAAUCAUCUCGACCUUCUACAUGAGAUACAGAAUUAAUACUCUGGAGGAGAGGCUGGGGUCACUAACCUCCACUGUGGACAUUCAUCAUAAUGAACAGACAGCACCAUCCGGCCUGGGGUCACAAGUCCAAUUAAACGUGGAGGUCCUCUGCCAAGAGCUUACAGCUAACAUAAUGAAAUUAGAAAAGAUACAAAACAACCUACAGAAGCUGCUUGAGAAUGGUGACUGACAGACCACAUUGUUCGGGCCAACAUGAUACCUCGUGCUUCCCUUUGAAGAAAGUGUUCGUUCCCCCAGUCAUUGUGGUGGAGCGCUCCCUGCUGGCCAGAGGAGCGAGCUGAUGGGCAUCCCUAGCCAUGUGUGCACUUGGAGGUCUCCAGCUCAGGAAAGGGGGGAACAGAAAUAAUUGUGGUUCCUGUGCAAUAAACAUAGACCCUGUCUGAGGAAGUUUUCAGUGCUGCUUCCUCAAGAAAACAGACCCAUCUCUGGAGGUCUCAGGAAGGGCCUUGGUGGACACCCUCUCGGAUGAUUGUGGUUCCAAAGUUAACUUGACUGUCAGCAAACACACUCCACUCCAUGCCUUUUCGGUCCUUUCCCUGCCCCUUUUCUCUCCUGUACACCCCUCUGAACCAACCUUCAAAGUAAGGAAUAGAUCACGUGCCAAUAAACUUGAUACGAUCCUUACAAGAAUUAGCCAGAACUCUCCAAAACAGCAAGAAAUAGCUCUAAUGGACAGACUUGCCUCAAGCAACACCAACAUGUUUUUCUUUUCCCCCCUUCUGCUGUUCUGUUCUGCUUUAAAUCACCUGUAUAUCUUCUCAAUCGAGUACUGGCAAGAAUAUCACAGAGCAGAUUAAACUAUCCCACGUGUGUUGUGUUUUGUUCAACUAACACUUAACUGGACUGGUCAGCACCCACCCCAGAUCCAGAAACUGUGACACAUGCGACUAAAGUACUAAAUUAAGCGUACUCUGCAACCAAAACUAAUCUUUAAACCAAAAAGUACCAUAGUGCUUUGAUACUGGAUGAAAAACACUGAACUUUUAAAUGGACAGGUGAACUAUGUUACUUUUGAAACAGGAUGUCCAUAGUGAACGCUGAAGCCCAUUUGAGCAUGACAAGUGCAUGCUUCUCCCUCUUGCUGACGAAAAUAAAGAAGUAACUGGUGGUUUACUAACUUCUGUUUCCCAUAUGAGUUGGCUGGUUUUUAUUAAUAAUUAUUUAGGUACCAUAAGAUCUGUAAUAUAAAUGAUACUCUGUUUCUAUCGGCAAUGCGUUUUAUAAUCAUUUCUAUGAAAUGUAUUUUGUUUGAUCAGAUAAGCUAAUAAAUGAAUUAGUUACAACAUUUGGAUUUGUUAGCCUCCUGUACAACUGUGCCUGGUGCACCCCGGCUUUUAAUAAAAACUCGUUGGUUAAACUGC
Neofelis nebulosa (Clouded leopard) is the source of this 2811-nucleotide messenger RNA. It is a transcript of the gene GRAMD2B, whose product is annotated as GRAM domain containing 2B. The record is from RefSeq and is a predicted model, not a curated record. Bases 321 to 1619 code for a protein of 432 amino acids. NCBI's taxonomy places the organism in Eukaryota, Metazoa, Chordata, Mammalia, Carnivora, Felidae. The transcript has 14 exons.